AAGGGUAUUAUAAAUAUUAGCCUAGUCUCAUUGAUCAUUCAAUUUUGAAUUUCGAUUGUGUGUGAAUUUUAAAGGACAUACAGUAGCAUAAUCUUCGUUAGAUUUUAAAAAUCGUGUUACGUAUUUAUAAGGAGCUAUGUAUGAGACUAGUAAACUAUUAUUGGUAUAUGUAUUAGUAAAUCUAUGUUUGUGCCAGCAGCGCUCAAAUGAUACAGUUGAUUACUUUAAAUUGCUUCAACACGCCCAUCAAACGAAUGAAGGGGCUAGAAAAUAUUCCCGCGAAGAGAACAUUUCACCAACCGAACAUUUGCAUUUGACGAGCAAGCAAAAUGAAGUGAUAGCACGUGCGGAGGAAAUGCUCGCAUCUGGACUGGAUGCGGUAGGCCCGUAUGACGUCAGCGGACAGUGCCUGAACCAUACAAAGCUAUUUAUAGAAGCUUUAACUCGACGAGAGCUUUGGGCUUUUAGAAUGAUCGACGCGAUGGGAAAACCAGAGAGUGACCUUCUAGACUUUCACACAAAAUGGGUAGGUAACUGGGAAGAAUGCCUCUCAGUUCAAGCAAUCGAGUACGUGAAUCCCGUGACCAAGACAGGACCAAGUUACCCUUACACCGGAAAAUAUUGUAUUGCGUCAUUUCCGUUAGGAUCUGCAGCAGAGUUUGGGCAAAUGGCGGCCUUGAUGAUAGGAAUGUGCUAUCCCGACUCCUGCAGCUCCGCAGACGCAACAGCCUUAGCUAAAACACUGGUUAGUUUGAUCCCUGUCAAUGCGACUAUACCAGUAAACGUUAUGUGUAGAGAAAAGUCUUUGGAGUAUUCAAGCAAAGCAAUAGCUGUUAUUGUUAUAUGUUCCCUGUUUGCAGCACUUAUUGUCAUAGCAACAGGCUACGAUAUUUUUGUACAACAGUUUCUUGCAAAUAAACACUCGGGAUACACACUAAUGAAUAAAGGAUCAGAAUAUGGCUCCAUCCAUGAAGUUAAUAAUGGACAUCUUUCAAAUGGUCACGUGACUGUCGUUACGGAAUCAACACCGCUUUACACUGAUGACUUGAAAACCAAUGAUAUAGACCAUUCUAAACAGAAAAUGAAAAAGAAAGCAUUAGAUGGAAAGUAUCAACCAGGAACUUUGGGAAAGUUGCUAUUAUCAUUCUCUGUGUAUUCAAAUGCUCCAAAGAUUUUUAACACCUACCAACCUGCCGGGACAUUGACCAGUGUUAAUGGAAUACGCUUCGUCAGUAUGGCAUGGGUUAUAUUAGGACAUACGUAUGCCUUUGGGCUCACCUUAACAGAUAACGUCGCUACAUACUUUCCACAAGUGAUGAAGAGAUUCACAUUCCAAGCAGUGUCUAACGCCACGGUCUCUGUUGACACAUUUUUCGUUCUGAGUGGGUUACUAGUAUCAUAUCUCUCAUUACGUGAAAUGAAGAAGGUUGGAGGAGCUCGCAGAUUUAAGUGGGGAAUGUUUUACUUUCAUAGAUUCUGGAGGCUGACACCACCAUACAUGCUACUGCUCAUGUUGUAUGUGCCAACAUUUAAAUACUGGGCGGAUGGACCAUUCUGGCCACAGACAGGAGUAGAUGUUGAUGAAUGUAAAGACACGUGGUGGACCAAUUUGUUAUAUAUCAAUAACAUUGUCAGGACUGACAAAAUGUGUAUGGGAUGGAGCUGGUACCUGGCGAACGACAUGCAGUUUUACGUUCUGAGUCCCAUUAUGCUAAUACCUUUAUAUUAUUCGCCGCUGUGGGGUACUAUUUCCUGCCUAUUGCUGAUCUUGGUAAACUUCAUUAGCACGGGCAUACUUUCUAAACAUUACGACAUAAAUGCAAACUUAUUACUAACUCAAGAUGCAACUAGUGCUAUGCAAGAGAUCUACUUCAAACCCUGGGCUCGUAUAGGACCAUAUGUCAUAGGGUUCUUCACGGGCUAUCUUCUAUACAUAACUGAAUGUAAAGUUAAAAUGUCAAAGUUAUUGAAUAUUGUUGGUUGGCUUGUUGCAACAGGAGUUGCUUUGUUGGUUUUGUAUGGCUUAUACACCCCAGACGGCUCUCCGAAACUGGGUGUUGACACAUCAGCGCUGUAUAAUGCCACAUUUCGGACGGCUUGGGGAAUGUGUGUAGCAUGGGUGAUAUUUGCAUGCGCUUCUGGAUAUGGAGGUCCUGUAAAUAAAUUGUUGUCAUGGCGAGCAAUUAUUCCACUGAGUCGACUGACAUAUUGCGCCUACUUGGUACAUCCUCUUGUUUUGUAUACAUAUUAUUCUAGCAGAAGAUCGCUGAUGAGAUGGUAUGACCUGGAACUGAUUUAUCUUUUUCUUGGUCACUUGUGUGUAUCCUAUGCAGCAGCUUUCAUUAUAUCAUUGGCUUUUGAAUCUCCUAUGAUGGGACUGGAAAAGGUCAUGUUGGGGAGGAAAAAGAACAGCUGAUAACCAUUUUAAAACAGAAAGACAUACAGAUUGCAAUAUAACUGAACGUUCAAAUCAUUUGCUGACAAUUUUAUCAAGUGAAAAUUGUAUAUUUUGUUUUGAUACUUUGCUAUACACUUUUCUACAUGUUACAUUUUUACAUGAAUAUUUUUUGUAUAUUUUUAUGAACGGUAUUCGAUAUGAAAAGGAUUAAACUCAGAUAAAUAGCUUCUGUGGUACAAACAUAAGCAAAUGUAACGUUAUAGCUUUUAUGAUUCAUGCAGGAAUGCAUGAUUGUAUAAUAAAUCAUGACGAAUAAACAUUUUGAAUUUUCGUAGACGCAUUGAUGGCUUCCGACUGUGAUAUAUGCAUUUUAUUUUACUUUUCAUACAUUUCUUCACAUUUGCUUUAUUGAAAUAUGUUACACGCUUGUUAAAGAAUGACAAAUAAUAAAUUAGUACA
Messenger RNA from Mercenaria mercenaria, 2857 nucleotides. Its product is annotated as nose resistant to fluoxetine protein 6-like. NCBI's taxonomy places the organism in Eukaryota, Metazoa, Mollusca, Bivalvia, Venerida, Veneridae. The record is from RefSeq and is a predicted model, not a curated record. The transcript has 16 exons. Bases 137 to 2416 code for a protein of 759 amino acids. Gene Ontology annotation, molecular function: acyltransferase activity, transferring groups other than amino-acyl groups.